Molecule: messenger RNA, 1425 nt
Organism: Linum tenue
Lineage: Eukaryota; Viridiplantae; Streptophyta; Magnoliopsida; Malpighiales; Linaceae
Source: the annotation of a GenBank genome assembly
AUUUCAUGUCUCUGGUAUAGUUUCACUAUCAAUUUAUUCCCUUGUCUCCCGAGUUCCUCUAACUAUUAAUUGAGUACUUGAGUUAGAUGGAUUGUUUUGUGGGGUUGGACCAAGUAUGUACAUUGAUUUUGUGGGGGACUGGAGACACAAGGCCCUAUGUCUUGUAUUAGCUAAUAAGCCAUAGGAGUUUGAGGAGAACAUGGGGUCAUAUUGGUCUCCGCAUGAAAACACACCAGCCAAACCAAAGCAAGACCAUGGACCCGUUCUAUAUAUAAAGCAACAAGGAACCAAUAAGCCCUACACACCAACAUUACUUGCCUUGCUCCUCUUGGCUCCAUUUCUUCUCAUCUUCUGCUCUGGGCUGGAGGUUGAUAGACCCUUUGAAGGCACCAUGGUUGUAUCAAGUUCUUUACUGAUUGCUUCUGUGACUAGUCAAAUAUUCAUCUCCAUGGGAAAGUAGUUGGUCCGUAGAAGGGGAAAGAAAAAUGGGGAAGGGUGGCAGUAGUGUUUUAAGAGUUAUCUCUGGAGCUGUGUUGUUGUUUGGGGUAGUUUGGUUCUUGUGCGUUGGAGUCUUAGCAAACCAUGCAACCAGAAAAUUGCAGAGAAUUGCAGUUUCAUCAACUGGGAGGCAUCACUUUCAUGAGGGGUCGGAUCUCAAUUAUGUCAGCAAGAGAAGAGUGCCCAAUGGACCUGAUCCAAUUCACAACAGGGAGAGCGUCCCAGUCCAGAAAGCCACCAGGUCGAACAUAGCAAGAGGGAUCGUAGCACCCUCCGAGCUGUGAGCCACUGAAUUCAGCAUCGAGUAGUAUAGGUUUUUCUUAAUACAGUUGUGUCAUUACUAAUCUAGCAAAGGUUUUUGGAGAAUCAUCGUGGUCCUGUUCGAUGACCAUCGGAGCAGUGAAUCAGAAGGUCGACGAGGAGCGGCUCCCAUGCAGCGUGCUGCAUCUACGAGGAAAGAAAGGGUACACCUUUGGAGGGGAUUCGUGUUCCUUUGUUUAAUCAAAGGCCUCUGCCAAAGAUGAAAGCUGCCUGAGGGGUCUUUGCUUUUGCAUGGAGGGAGUGUUCCUUUGGAACACCAUCCAAGAAAGAAAAGGUUCCUUUGUCUCCGUACGUGAUUAUAUUCGUGCUUCUUAGUUUGCUUUGCUUUUGUAGAGGAAGUUGCUUGCUAGUAUUCAUCUACUGCUGCUGAUAUCUCUUUUGAAAAUGGAUUGGCUUUCUUUCUUUCUUUCUUUUACUACACUUUUGCUUUUGGUUGUUCAAAAACACCAGGUAAAGCGUAUUUUAGCCAUUAAGCAAAGGUGCCCCCUUUCUCUUUCUACCAUUGUUUUUAGGCUUCAAUCGUGCUGCUGUUGCUGUUGGUUUCUGCCUUUUCCUUUUUCAAGUUUAUCUUGGGCGAGACCAGUCUUGUGGAAUCAUAUAUACUAG